AGUCCAUCAAGAGUGGGAAUCUGAAAACUGAAAGUAGAAAUAAGCUCAAGAAAAUGGGCCCUCUAAACCCCUAAUAAAUCCUCACCUCACCUCACCGUUGUCAGAUAGCUUUACUCGAAUCACAGGCCACGACACUCUCACGGAUGGCUGCAAAAUUGCAAGCGAAAGAUGCAGAGGAAUGGACUUACAGAGGAGAAGGAGCUGUGAAUCUAGUUCUUGCUUAUUGUGGAAGCACUCCUCAUUUUGUUGGAAAGGUUUUAAGGAUACAAAAGGUUUCAAAUGAUAGGCGUGAAUGUGAGAAUGGUCAUUCAGCUCUAGUCAACCAUGAAUCCCUCUUGUGGGAAAAAUUUGAAGGCAUAGUUUCAGCACCUACCAAGGAAAUUGCGGAGCAUGUUUAUGUGCAGAAAGUAAUGUGCCCACUCUUGGGAUCAGAGCAUGUUGACGCAGGGAUCCAUGUUCUUGUGUCAAGAGAAUUUUUGGAGGCAGUUGACAACAAGGUUCUUUGCCAGCGUCCAUCAUGGCGUGUUGAUGCUGCCAGAGUUAAUCCCCUUCGUGACUCAGUUCUUCUAAUUGCUGAUCAUUCAGUGUUUCCUCAUGUUUCAGAUUCUCUCAAAGAGGAUUUCUGUGUGUCUGUUGAGAUAAAGCCCAAAGGAGGAUUUCUUCCUACUUCAGAAUUUAUAGCUGAGGGAAAUGCAGUUAAAAAGAGGAUUACUCGAUUUAAGAUGCACCAAGCUCUAAAAUUACAUCAAGGAAAGAUAUCUCAAAUAAGUCAAUAUGAUCCUCUAGAUUUGUUUUCUGGAUCCAAGGAUAGAAUACAAAGAGCAUUUAAAGCCCUCUUUCUUACACCUCAGAAUAAUUUUCGGGUUUUCUUAAAUGGUUCAAUUAUUUUUGGAGGCAUGGGGGGCACUGCAGACAGCACUAGUUCUGCGGUUGCUCAAUCAUUCCAUGAUGGACUUAAACAUGUUAUUUCAGCAAAGGAUGGGAUGCACAUCAAGGGUUUAGUGGAUCUUCUGACUGAAACUAUUUUUAAGUCUGGCUUGUUGAAUCGGCUUCUUGAAGUACAGAAGCUUGAUGCUAUUGAUAUAGAAGGUGCAAUUCAUGCCUACUAUGACAUUAUUUCUCAGCCUUGCGUGGUCUGUCGGAAAAUAGGUGGAAAAAGAUUCUCAGCAAGAUAUUCAUCAAUUCAUUCAAUGCAAAGGGAUGAUAAAGUGAAAAUUGUGAGGGAUUACUUGAUAUCAGCCACUGCAAAGGACUUAAGUAUGAUGAUUAGUUUCAAGCCCAAAAUAAAUAUGGAUGAGGAGUCUCCACAUCGUGCUGUUUUUCUGGAAGCAAGCAAGCAAACCUUUUGUUACAAGGCAUCUUUCAUUGACCUGGACAUGAAACCAUUGAAGAAAAUGGAAUAUUACUAUGAGUUGGAUCAACAAAUAGUCAACUACUAUGUCCAGAUGUUAAAAGAUACAGAUGUGCUUGAUUGUGAGACAACCCAGGAGUCACUGAACGCUUGCACCAGUGUUAUAAAUGGUGAAAUGACAAAUUGAUUGAGGAGCUUAAAAGAAAGAUAUAGAUCAGCUUUCUUUUCUAUGAAGAAAGGGUGUGUAAAUUACUUCAGUAACUUCCAGUCCAUCAGCAACUAAGUUAUGCAGUUCGAUUUGGAGUGAGAAGUUGCUCCUCACUAGAAGAUGAUUGCUCCUCGUGUUCUCUCUAGACCAGUAACUGAAUCUGGAAUGUAAUUCUAUCUGUAACUUGUAGACUUGAUGAAAAUUUCUUGUUCUCAGAAGUGUACCAAUCUUGUUGUUGUAAUUCUGUUCUAAGCUACUCUCAAAGUCUUCAUUAUGUAAACAGCCAGCAAUCAACUUGCCACUCUAUCAAAUUUGUGUUUAUUUAA
Molecule: messenger RNA, 1885 nt
Organism: Salvia splendens (bonfire salvia)
Lineage: Eukaryota; Viridiplantae; Streptophyta; Magnoliopsida; Lamiales; Lamiaceae
Product: inositol-pentakisphosphate 2-kinase
Exons: 9
Coding region: 144-1538 (464 amino acids)
Biological process (GO): inositol phosphate biosynthetic process
Cellular component (GO): nucleus
Molecular function (GO): inositol-1,3,4,5,6-pentakisphosphate 2-kinase activity; ATP binding
Source: RefSeq, a predicted model, not a curated record